Molecule: messenger RNA, 3588 nt
Organism: Rattus rattus (black rat)
Lineage: Eukaryota; Metazoa; Chordata; Mammalia; Rodentia; Muridae
Gene: Camkk1
Product: calcium/calmodulin dependent protein kinase kinase 1
Exons: 17
Coding region: 253-1770 (505 amino acids)
Biological process (GO): activation of protein kinase activity; protein phosphorylation; CAMKK-AMPK signaling cascade
Molecular function (GO): protein kinase activity; ATP binding
Source: RefSeq, a predicted model, not a curated record
GGCGAAGCGGGCAGGGCGGGGCGCGCAUAGCGGGAGCGAGCCCGGCGCCCACCGCAGAGACUGUCGCCUGGUGCCUAGCUGCUGUCUGCGGGACUGCAUAGGAACCCCUCGCGGUGCCUCGGGCCCCGGCUCUGGGUGGAGGCCGUGUCUAUUCGGAGUGGGCCUGGACGGGUACACCCACGUGUGGAUCUCGGCGGAGCGCUUCUCCCACGGCCCUCCCGUUCCCAACAGGAAUAUCCACGGACUGAAGUGAUGGAGCGCGGUCCAGCCGUCUGCUGCCAAGACCCUCGAGCGGAACUGGUAGAGCGGGUGGCAGCCAUCAGUGUGGCCCACCUAGAAGAGGCAGAGGAGGGCCCAGAGCCUGCCAGCAAUGGUGUGGACCCCCCACCCCGGGCCAGAGCUGCCUCUGUGAUCCCUGGCAGUGCUUCAAGACCCACACCAGUGUGUCCCAGCCUCUCAGCUAGAAAGUUCUCCCUGCAGGAAAGACCAGCUGGAAGCUGUCUAGAGGCUCAGGUUGGGCCUUACUCUACAGGACCUGCCAGUCACAUCUCUCCUCGGGCUUGGCGGAGACCCACCAUCGAGUCCCACCAUGUGGCCAUCUCAGACACAGAGGACUGUGUGCAACUGAACCAGUACAAGCUGCAGAGUGAGAUUGGCAAGGGUGCCUAUGGUGUGGUGAGGCUGGCCUACAAUGAAAGUGAAGACAGACACUAUGCAAUGAAAGUUCUUUCCAAAAAGAAGUUACUGAAGCAGUAUGGCUUUCCUCGCCGUCCUCCCCCGAGAGGGUCCCAAGCUCCUCAGGGAGGGCCAGCCAAACAGCUGCUGCCCCUGGAGCGUGUAUACCAGGAGAUUGCCAUUUUAAAGAAACUGGACCACGUGAAUGUAGUCAAGUUGAUCGAGGUCCUGGAUGAUCCUGCUGAAGACAAUCUCUAUUUGGUGUUUGACCUCCUGAGAAAGGGACCAGUCAUGGAAGUGCCCUGCGACAAGCCCUUCCCAGAGGAGCAAGCUCGCCUCUACCUCCGGGACAUCAUCCUGGGCCUCGAGUACUUGCACUGCCAGAAGAUUGUGCACAGGGACAUCAAGCCGUCCAACCUGCUCCUUGGGGACGAUGGGCACGUGAAGAUCGCCGACUUUGGUGUCAGCAACCAGUUUGAGGGGAAUGAUGCUCAGCUGUCCAGUACGGCAGGGACCCCAGCAUUCAUGGCCCCGGAGGCCAUUUCUGACACUGGCCAGAGCUUCAGUGGGAAGGCCUUGGAUGUAUGGGCCACUGGGGUUACACUGUAUUGUUUUGUCUACGGGAAGUGCCCAUUCAUUGAUGAGUACAUCCUGGCCCUGCACAGAAAGAUCAAGAAUGAGGCCGUGGUGUUCCCUGAGGAGCCAGAGGUCAGCGAGGAACUCAAAGACCUGAUCCUGAAGAUGCUAGACAAGAAUCCUGAAACAAGAAUUGGGGUGUCCGAUAUCAAGUUACACCCUUGGGUGACCAGGCAUGGAGAGGAACCCCUCCCUUCAGAGGAGGAACACUGCAGCGUGGUCGAGGUGACUGAGGAGGAGGUGAAGAACUCAGUCAAGCUCAUCCCCAGCUGGACCACUGUGAUCCUGGUCAAGUCUAUGCUGAGAAAGCGUUCCUUUGGAAACCCAUUCGAGCCCCAAGCACGCAGGGAAGAAAGAUCUAUGUCUGCACCAGGAAACUUACUGUUGAAAGAAGGAUGUGGAGAAGGGGGCAAAAGCCCAGAGCUUCCCGGAGUCCAGGAAGAUGAGGCUGCAUCCUGAGUCCCUGCAUGUGCCCAGGGCCAUCGGCAGCAUGCUCAUUCCGCUCCUCCAGAGGCCCACCGCCCUCAUGCAAUCGUCGCCCCUGCAGGCAGGGGGCUGGGGACUGCGGCCCCUCUCCUGGCCCCCCUCACCCAUUGUGCUGCAUGACCUGCGCACAGGCAUAUCCAGGGACAGGAUUGGAAUGUGUAUCAUUUGGGGCUCGGGGGUCCCGGUUGGUUCUCUCUGUUCUGAUCCAUCUUGCGGGGAAUAUUAGAAACCCUACCUGACUGGCUGGUGAGGCCCAGGGCAGAAGGCAAGAGACCAAAAUAGCAGGUGGAGACCUGGUGGGCUGCUUCUCAGAGAACUCCCAUAGGGAUCGGUGGCCUGCCCAGCUGCUGCACACAAGGAGGAGCGAUUGUGUCACCUCUGUGUGGAAGGUGCUGAGUGCUGGAGUCCUCAGAUCUCUAGUGUGGAUGCUACAAGUAAUGAGGCGUGCCUGGGAGAAGACUGAUCUUGAGAAUCCAGAUUCCUCUCAUUGUCUUUUACCUGAGGGCGUGGGUGGGAGCAGCUGUUAUGGAGAGCAUCUUCCGGCUUUGGGUAGUCGUGGCACACUGUACGGCAGUCACGAGGAUCUGACAUUCAUAGACUGUGUUUUACACUUGGCACUCGCCGGAGAAAGGACCAAAGUGAAUCCAGCUUAGAGCACAGACCUGAGCCUGGAGCAGUGUACUUCUCCUGCCAACCUCCCUUCCUCGCUCACGGAUCUCCAGAAUGAAGGUUACAGAACACCAGGAGUGACAAGGAGGGCCACGGACUCUCAGCACUGUGGCCCUGCAGAUGUGGAAGUAACUGGGAUCUAGGCGCUGAGCCGACACUGGCUUACUCACUACAUGCUCUGAUGGAGGAGGCUCAGCCAGAUGAGGGACCGUACAAGACGCACUCCUGUCAGGCUGGUGGCCCUUCUGUCAGUUGCUUCAGUACAGGACAUCAGACAGUCAGCCCACACAGGUCAGAGCUGCACAGUUGGGACACACAUGGACACUGCCCUUCCAGAACAGAUGUCAGCUCUCUGGAUUCUGUGGUCGUCUGGCUACUCUAAUGUUUACUGAUAAUGCUCAUAGGGAUUGGUCCCCAGAGGGAGAUGAGCAGGACUCAGGUAGCCCUCUCUGAAAGCCUCCCAUAAGAGAUCCUGGCUGCCCACAUGGGUUUCAAGAAUGCAGGAGGGCUAGGCUAGAAAAGAGAGAGGCUGUGCGGGAGCGCUGGUUCCCACUCUAUCUCUGUGCCCAUGGGUGUACAUUGCUCCUUCAUGUGCACAUGCGUGUGCGUGCCCAUCUGCUGUAUACAGCACACUUGCAUGUCUCAUACUGGCACAUGCAUCUGUAAUAUAGUUUCUAUGUCAACUUAUGCCUAGGAGCAGAAGGUAGCCCAUUGUCAAAGGGCUCCCAUUUCAACCCAACUCCUCUGCACUAAGGCAGCCAGUGUAACCCAGGGCUUGAAAACAAAUAAUCUAAUCCUAUCUCUAAGAAUACUUUUAUAGAGUGAAUAGGAGGCGAGUUAUGCCAACCAAUAAAUAGCAAAGAGUCAGGGAGCUUCACCGAUGGGACCCACACAGGAAAAGCUCGGAGUUGGGUGGCUGGCUCAUUGUCCCCAGCAGAGCCAGGAAGGCAUGCUCACUGUCACCUGUUGUUGAGAGCUUUGGUUGGCUUUGGUUUUGAAUGUAGCACAAGUGAACAAACUCCAUAAGAGUGUUUAUAAAAAUUAACUUCUUAGGAAGUGAAUUAAAAACAAUAAAAGCCCUUUGUUGAGUUAAAAAAAAAAAAAAAGGCUUUGUAUGUCUUC